This is a messenger RNA of Juglans microcarpa x Juglans regia, 2073 nucleotides long. RefSeq names its product disease resistance protein RUN1-like. Lineage: Eukaryota; Viridiplantae; Streptophyta; Magnoliopsida; Fagales; Juglandaceae. The record is from RefSeq and is a predicted model, not a curated record. Bases 16 to 2073 code for a protein of 685 amino acids. Gene Ontology annotation, biological process: signal transduction; defense response. The transcript is spliced from 6 exons. Gene Ontology annotation, molecular function: ADP binding.
UAAACGCAUACAUAGAUGACAAGCUUCAAAGAGGGGAGGAAAUCUCCCAAGAACUUAAUUCUCAAAGCUAUCGAAAGCUCAAAUAUUUCAAUUGUGGUACUCUCAAAAAAUUAUGCAUCAUCCACAUGGUGCUUGGAUGAGUUGAUGAAGAUCCUUGAGUGUAAGACAAAAAAGCAACAAAAGGUUCUACCAGUGUUUUACGAUGUAAAUCCAACAGAGAUACGACAUCAGAGAGGGAGUAUCGGAAAAGCAUUGGAUAAACUUCAACAAAAGUUCAAGGAUGAGAUGAAAGUGCAGAGGUGGAAAGCAGCCCUUACAGAAGUGGCCGGUUUGUCUGGGUUCACUUUAGGAGAUAGGAAUGAACUUGAAUUUAUUCAAGAAAUUGUUCAAGAGGUUUCAAGAUUAUUAAAGCGUAAAUAUUUAAAUGGCAUUGCCAAGCAUCCAGUCGGAAUGAAGUCUAGAGUGCAGGACGUCCAUGAUAAGCUUCUAACACGCAUAAUAGGGAUCUAUGGAAUUGAUGGAGUUGGUAAGACAAGUCUGGCCAAAGAAAUCUACAAUUCAUUUACCAACCAGUUUGAAUAUAGUUACUUUCUUGCAAACAUGAAAGGCGCUUCAAAGUGUGUAUAUGACUUGAUUCAAUUGCAAAAUACACUUCUUUGCAAGAUCACAGGAGACUCAAGUUUGAAGGUUGAAAAGGUUGACGAAGGAAUCAGUCUCAUAAAAGAGAUGUUGUGGCGUAAAAGGGUUCUUUUAGUUCUUGAUGAUUUGGAUCAGACGGUCAAAAUUGAAACCGUACUUGGAGGAUGUGAUUGGUUUGGUUUAGGGAGUAUAAUCAUUAUAACAACAAGAGAUGAACAUUUCUUAACUAGUUAUAAUGUUCAUUUACGAUAUGAGCUGAAGGAAUUGCAUCACAACGAAGCUCUUGAACUAUUUUGUUGGAAUGCCUUUAAAAAUGAUAAGCCUAGCCAUGAUUUUGUAGAACUUACAGAAGAUGUACUGCGCUAUGCUGGGGGCCUUCCAUUGGCUUUAAUAGUGCUAGGCUCAUCUCUAUAUGGUAGAGACAUUCAUUAUUGGAGAAGUGCUUUAAAAAAGUUAGAAAACAAUCCUCACAGUAAUAUUCAUCAAAUGCUUAAAAUAAGUUUUGAUUGCUUGGAUGAUGAGGAGAAGAGUAUUUUCUUGGACAUUGCAUGUUUCUUUGCAGGACAAGAAGAAGAAUAUAUUACUAGCAUACUUGAUGCUUCAUUUCCUAAUAGUGAUAUCAAAUUCCAAGUACUAAUGGAUAAGUCUCUCAUAACCAUUGAGUGUGGCAAAUUAGUCAUACAUGACUUACUCAAAGAUAUGGGUAGAGAAAUCAUCCGUCGAGAAUCACCUGAAAAUCCUGAAAAACGUAGAAGGUUGUGGUAUCAUGAAGACGUUCGUGAUGUAUUAGAAAAAGCUAAGGGAACAAACAACAUUAAAGGCAUAUUGAUAGAAUUGCCAGAACAAGACGAGCUAGAUUUGAGUUCUAAGGAAGAGUGUCCUAAUGGUGAGGAUAACGAAGUCAUGAAUGAAGUACAACAACAGGAGUUUGGUGACCGAGAUUUUCAUAGAGGCAUUAAACUGAAUUUUUCAAGGUAUGGAGCUUUUAAUAGCCUAGAAAAUGAAGAAGUGAAGGAUGUGAUUAAUCUGGAUGAUACUGUGGAGGAGGUUGUAGCUGACAUUGCUUCUAUUUCCUUACAAGCAAUGAUUGGUGCACCAAAUCCUAAGACCAUGCGAGUAGUGGGGCAUAUCAAUAAGAGAAGAGUGGUCAUUUUGAUUGACACUGGCAAUACCCACAACUUUAUGGAUAUUGCACUUGUAUCUCAUUGUAAUUUGUCUAUGGGUCUUAUGUGUGCUACUGAUUUGGUGGAUAAUAGGAAGCUUUCAACCAUUACUAAAUUGGGUAGUAAAGGAGUUUGGUUACAAUUGUUAGCUUUUGAAAACAGUUUGCCUCAACCUGUUAUGGCAGAGGAAGUAUCUAAGCUUUUAAAGAGGUAUAACAAGGUUUUUGAGGAGCCUAAAGGGUUGUCCCCACAAAGAUAUAAGGAUCAUUAG